AUGAGUGAACCACUUAAACGUGUUGCCAUUGUAGGCAGUGGCAAUUGGGGUUCAACAAUAGCUAAAAUAGUUGGAACUAAUAUACUUAAAUUUAAUACAUUUGAAAAUGAAAUUCGAAUGUAUGUUUAUGAAGAAAUAAUUAAUGGUCGAAAACUUACAGAAAUUAUUAAUCAAGAACAUGAAAAUACCAAGUAUUUACCUGGUCAUAAAUUUCCACCUAAUGUUGUAGCUUAUCCCGAUGUUGUUGAAGCUGUAAAAGAUGCUGAUAUAUUAUUAUUUAUAAUACCACAUCAAUUUGUUGAACGAAUAUGCAAUGAAAUUAAAUCGCAUGUUCAAAAAACUGCUUUUGCUGUAUCUUUUUCCAAAGGUUUUUAUGUUAGUAAAGAUAAACAUGUUGAACUUCUUUCAACUGUAAUUAGUCGUUUACUUGAAGUACCUUGUUAUGUAUUAAUGGGAGCUAAUAUAGCAAGUGAAGUUGCAGCAGGAACAUUUUGUGAAGCAACAGUUGGUUCACGAAAUUAUGAACAUGGACAAAUAAUUAAAAGUCUUAUUCAAACAAAUGAAUUUCGUAUUGUUAUUAAAUCAGAUAUAGAAGUUAUUGAAGUUCUUGGUGCAUUGAAAAAUAUUGUUGCAGUUGCUGCUGGUUUUUCUGAUGGAUUAGGUUAUGGUGAUAAUACAAAAGCUGCUGUUAUUCGUCUUGGAUUAAAAGAAAUGGUAAAAUUUUGUGAAGAAUUUUUUCCUGGACAUCAUCCACACAUAUUUUUAGAAUCAUGUGGUGUUGCUGAUCUUGUAACAACAUGUUAUGGUGGUCGUAAUCGUAAAGUAGCUGCUGCAUUUGUUAAAACAGGAAAAGAUAUUAGAACACUUGAAGAAGAAAUGCUUAAUGGACAAAAAUUACAAGGACCUGAUGCAGCAGCUGAAGUACAAGAAUGGCUUAAACAAAAAGGACAAGCAAAUAAAUUUCCACUAUUUAUGACUGUACAUGAAAUAUGUGAACGACGUCUUGAACCAAAUGCUUUGAUUGAUGCUCUUCGUUAUCAUCCAGAAUUUUGGUAA
Messenger RNA from Rotaria sp. Silwood1, 1056 nucleotides. Lineage: Eukaryota; Metazoa; Rotifera; Eurotatoria; Philodinida; Philodinidae. The record is from the annotation of a GenBank genome assembly.